Molecule: messenger RNA, 1086 nt
Organism: Pichia kudriavzevii
Lineage: Eukaryota; Fungi; Ascomycota; Pichiomycetes; Pichiales; Pichiaceae
Exons: 1
Coding region: 1-1086 (361 amino acids)
Cellular component (GO): cytosol
Molecular function (GO): glyoxylate reductase (NADPH) activity; hydroxypyruvate reductase [NAD(P)H] activity; NAD binding
Source: RefSeq, a predicted model, not a curated record
AUGAAACCUGUUAUUAUCGAACUCUACGACAAGGGGGAUAAUCUUCCAAACAAAGAGGAGCUGGAAUCCAAGUAUGAAGUGAUUAGAUAUCAUGUAACUACCAAGGAGAAAUUCUUUGAGGACAUUCAACACCAACCACUGAAUGAGGCUGUUGCUAUAUUUGCAGGCUACCCUGGAUUCAAAGCAGUAGGUGGUCUUCAUGAGCAUUCUCUUAUAGAUCUUUUGCCAUCCACCCUCAAAGUCAUUGGAUUAUGCUCUGCAGGUAUGGAUGGUCUGGACGUUGCAUAUUUAAAUGCAAAGGGUAUCCAAGUUACUAAUGUGCCUGUUGAUGAACAUAUUGCAAUGGAUGUAGCUGACUGCGCCUUAUGGCAUGUCCUCAAUGGUGUUCGGAAAUUCAACUAUUGGGAUCAUUUGCUGAAAAACGCUGGUGUCGAUGGUCAUACACUUGAAAUUCGGGAAAAUGUUAGAAACCACUACACUGAUAAGAAAGCAUCGGGCUUUGCAUUUGGCCAUUUAUUCCAUGGCAAAGAGGUUCGCCGGAGUCAUAAUAGAAAAUGUGUUGUUUUGGGAUAUGGUUUAAUUGGUAAACAAGUCGUUAAUAGAAUGCUAGUCAUUGGAAUGGAUAUUAAUGUGGUUGUUAGAAAUCCUGAAAAAUAUCAAACUGAGUCGAAUCCAAGGAUCACGAUUUACUCAUCUAAAGAUUUAGUCAAUGCAACUAAGGGUGCUGAUGUUAUUGUUAUUUGCUUGCCUGGUUGUAAGGAAACUAACGAUAUCAUCAAUGAAGAGAUCUUUCACAAUUUGAACGAUAAUGCAAUCAUUGUUAAUGUUGGACGUGGUUCGUGUAUUGAUACUAAAGCAUUACAAAAUGCUAUUGAAUCGGGUAAGGUCGCACAUACUGGUCUCGAUGUGUUCCCUAACGAACCAAUCGUUGAAAGAUAUUGGCUCGAUGAACAUUCAAUCAAUAAUAAAAACCCGUUCUUUACAAGCUCAAUUACUCCUCAUUUGGGUAGUAGUACAUCGGAAACUUUAGAUUAUGCCAACUACUCUUGCGUUGAAACCAUUCUAUCAAUUUUGCAAGAUAAAUAA